Messenger RNA from Paramecium octaurelia, 572 nucleotides. The record is from the annotation of a GenBank genome assembly. NCBI's taxonomy places the organism in Eukaryota, Ciliophora, Oligohymenophorea, Peniculida, Parameciidae.
GAAUAUUAAUUAAAAUUAAUGAUCCCAGGAGGACCAAUAUCACAGUGUUUGCUUGAAAUAAAGGAAAAUUGUCCACCUUUGCAACACGUGAACUACAGCAAUAAAAAGUCAUUUAGACAUUGUUUAGAUUCAAUCACUUAAAAGAUUCCAAUAAUAAAAUCAAUUCAUAAACUACGUUUGGAUUAGGAAUAAAAAAUAUACUAGAAUAUUCAUAAAGUUAAGAAAUUGAAUUUAAUGCAUGAAAUACAUUAAGUUAAUCCUAAAUUGCAUAAUGAAUUAAAAAAAAUUUAGUAUGAUCAACUGACCCUGAAAUAUGGUAUUAAAUAAUAAAUAUAAAAGCCGAAUACAAACAAUAGCAAGAGUAAUACACUGAUACAUUAUCUGAUACUCAGGAUAGUUAUAUUAAGUAUUAACAAUAGUUAGAAAAUCAUGAAUCAGGAAUGAAAAUAUUUCAACACAGACCUCUCAUUCGUAAUAUAAUGGAAGAAUAUGAUUAAGAAGACAGCAUCUACAGUGAUUCAUAUAUCAAUAAAUAUUUGGAUCUAAAUUGAGUAUUAUAUAAUUAAUUGACC